AUGGACGAGCGCCAGAAAAAGGUCUUGCAAUCCUGUUUGGAUAGCAUGGCCAAGGAUGGCAUCAUGUUUGCUUCGCAGGAAGCGAUGACUUUCAUGCGAUCUGAGAACCUCAUGUACGCCAUGACUGUCAAAUGUGAGAAUUUGGCAGUGCACCAGAGCAAUCGCCACGGUGUUGGCAUAGACGUCUCUCAUAUGUCAGAGCUGAUCACCAGCAUUGCUAAGAUGGGAUACAUCGAAGAUGCCGGUGUCGGGCAGCGCAUAGCAGUGGAACUGGACAUGUCAGCUGAUUCCGAAGAGUGCAGGAAGUUCAACGAGAAGCUGUACCAAGAGGCUUCUGGGCGCUUGGCUCCUGCACCGGGAGCCAUGUUGCGAUAUGCUACAAUCAGUGGAAGCCAUGCGAACAUGGCUAACCGUGCCAUCCAGCACGGUGCAUUGCAUGAUGAGCCAACAUUAACGGAUGGCUCUGGCCGCCUGACAAUGUCGGCCAUUGGCUCUGCCUGGGCCGCGGCCAUCAACAAUGGCUCGUCCUGGAUGGUGAUCAAACGAUGUGUGGCUGCAGAGAUGCCGGGUGUGAUUGAGUUGGUCUCAAUGGGCAUGAACGCCACACAGCAAGUCUCCAAAGGAGAAGAUGAAAUGCAGCUGCUGAAGAAAAUCUUGCAGGCCAUUCAGAACUAUGAGAAAACGCACAGCCGAGCUCCUCAAUGGAGCGAGAUAGCAGAUGAAACCUGGCGGUCCAGGCCAAAAUGCCACCUGUCAGCAGGGCCCAUCUUCACAUUUGCCAUGAAGUUCGCCGGGGCAGGUGGAGCUUUGAAGCACACCGAAUCUUUCGUCAGGGCAAAUGGCCGCCCUAGCAGGGACUUGGGGCCGGAAGUGUGGACCCAGCUGAGCCAGGAUGUCAAGCAUGGGCCCAUGCUGUGGUGGCGUCAUGCCUUGCUCAAGCAUGCAUACUGCUCUGACCGGGCGCUGUCAGUAACCGAUGCGAAGAAGGCCCUCACGAACACCGCGGUCGUGAAGAUGGCCGAGAAGGCCCUGAAGAUGGUGGAGAAGUGGAAGACCUUGGUUGGCCAGGUUGAGAACGAGACGGCGCUCCAGAGAGCAGUGGGCCGGCUGGAGUGCUGCCUUUGCGCGGUGCUCCUGGACAAGAAGUCCAGGGAAUUCCAAAAGAUGGAAGACGCAUGCAUCUCCCUUCUGAAGGAGUUUGCGGAGGAGAUUGGGAAGCCAUCCAUCGAGCCGCCAGAGUCAUGGAAGGAAGGAGCAAGUGAGGAAAAGCCCAAGGCAACUGCACGGGAAGGUCAUGCAUCUUUCCGUGUGUACGAUGAGCAGGGCCAUCUGAAGAAUCAGGUGGAUGUCCUUGCUUCGAUGGGCUUUCGGGUUGGUGUCACAAUCCAGAACAGCAAUGUGAUUGGAGAGAUCAAAGAAAUUCACGACAGCGAAGUGACUUUGCUUCGAAGCGAGCCUGAAGGUGGGCAGGUGAAGGUGAAAAUACAAAGCUUGCUCCAGAAGGAAUGGAAGGAGUACGAAGAGCCGAAGCAGCAGACACAGCUGUUUUGGGUUACCGAUGCUCCCCAUACCUCCGCUGAGUUUGGCAUCACGGUGCUCAAGGGCAAGAUCCUGGCCACCAUGCACCAGCAGGUCAAGGAGCUCAAGGGAUGGCUGACCGUGCAGCUGUGGAAGGACCCCAAGGCUUUGAAAGUCAGCCGAGUUUGGCAGGCAAAGAAGCUGGCGCUGCCAUGCGCGACAUCGAAGAUCUUGGUGGUUGAGCCCGAGAAGGCGACUGGGAUCACCAUUGGGGUGUAUGGCCCAUACGAGGUGUGCAUCGUUCCGUACACGAAGUUUGGCAGCUUCUGCAAUCCAAUGUGGAUGGUUCCGGGCACGGAUGAUGAAGAGAGUGUGAAUAUGGAGGUUCACCCGAGCGUCGAAGUCAUGAGGAAGAACAAGCUUGAUUUGGACAAGCCGAUCACGCUUCCGGUCUUGCGCAACGUGGGCAAACUUGAGGCCGGCGACGAGCUCUUCGUUUUGGAGAAGAAGAAGAAGACCGCAGAGGUCGAGGAGGUGAUCGAAGCCGAUAACCCCCGGAAGAGAUUGCGCGGCAAAGCUAGGUGA
Molecule: messenger RNA, 2103 nt
Organism: Cladocopium goreaui
Lineage: Eukaryota; Dinophyceae; Suessiales; Symbiodiniaceae
Source: the annotation of a GenBank genome assembly